Molecule: messenger RNA, 7500 nt
Organism: Oncorhynchus nerka (sockeye salmon)
Lineage: Eukaryota; Metazoa; Chordata; Actinopteri; Salmoniformes; Salmonidae
Product: phospholipid-transporting ATPase ID-like
Exons: 29
Coding region: 233-4297 (1354 amino acids)
Biological process (GO): Golgi organization; phospholipid translocation
Cellular component (GO): trans-Golgi network; plasma membrane
Molecular function (GO): ATP binding; magnesium ion binding; ATPase-coupled intramembrane lipid carrier activity
Source: RefSeq, a predicted model, not a curated record
AGCUCUUUCACCUCGCCAGCAUGUCUGUGUAUCAGCACGGCGCAUCCACAGUGCCUGCCUGUAUCCUGUACCUCCGUGGACUUACUAACAAGGGCAGGCGUGACAUCAACACUCAAACAGCAGCAUGAACCCAGCGAGAGGACUUGGAUGUUGCUGACAGAAAUGUGCACAUAGCGUGGACUUGAAAAGACAGUCCCAUGGGCCAUAGUGGAGGGUCAACAACAGAGUGGAGAUGUUCAAAGAGAGGCCUCCUCCAGAGGAGGAGAGGAGGGUCCGGGCCAAUGACAGAGAAUACAACGAGAAGUUUCAGUAUGCGAGUAACUGUAUUGUGACGUCUAAGUACAACGUCAUCACCUUUCUGCCCGUCAACCUGUUUGAACAGUUCCAGGAAGUGGCCAACACCUACUUCCUCUUUCUGCUCAUACUGCAGUUGAUUCCUCAGAUCUCGUCUCUCUCCUGGUUCACCACCAUAGUGCCUUUAGUCCUGGUGCUCAGCAUCACUGCAGUAAAGGAUGCCACCGACGACUACUUCCGUCACAAGAGUGACAACCAGGUGAACAACCGGCAGUCUCAGGUCGUCAUCCACGGCUCUCUUCAGAAGGAGAAGUGGAUGAAUGUAAGAGUGGGUGAUAUCAUUAAACUGGAGAAUAACCAGUUUGUGGCAGCUGACCUUCUCUUACUGUCCAGUAGUGAACCUCAUAGCCUCUGUUACAUUGAGACCGCAGAGCUAGAUGGGGAGACCAAUAUGAAGGUGCGUCAGUCUCUGUCUGUGACUGCAGAGCUUGGAGACCCCAACAGCCUGGCCUCUUUUGAUGGAGAGGUGGUCUGUGAGCCUCCCAACAACAAGCUGGACAGGUUCUGUGGUCUUCUGUGCUGGAGAGAUUGUAAAUACCCCCUUAGCAACCACAACAUGUUACUACGAGGCUGUGUUCUCCGCAACACAGAGACCUGCUACGGACUGGUCAUCUUUGCAGGCCCAGACACCAAGCUGAUGCAGAAUAGUGGUCGCACCAAAUUCAAACGCACAAGCAUCGACCGCCUCAUGAACACACUGGUGCUCUGGAUCUUUGGCUUCAUGGUGUGUAUGGGUGUGAUCCUGGCUGUGGGGAACGCUGUGUGGGAGAGAGAGGUGGGUUCUCUGUUCCAGAGUUACCUGGCCUGGGACCUGCCUGUAGACAACUUCCUGUUCUCUGCUUUCCUCUCCUUCUGGUCCUACGUCAUCAUUCUCAACACCGUGGUGCCCAUCUCACUCUACGUCAGUGUGGAGGUGAUUAGGCUGGGUCAUAGUUACUUUAUAAACUGGGACAGGAAGAUGUUCUGUCCACAGUGUAACACAGCAGCUGAAGCCAGGACCACCACUCUCAACGAGGAACUGGGACAGGUGGAGUACAUCUUCAGUGACAAGACAGGAACUCUCACUCAGAACAUCAUGAGCUUCAGCAAGUGCUCUAUCAAUGGACAUGCCUAUGGUGAGGUGAUCGACCCGUUGGGAGCACAGCCAAAGAGGCUAGACUUCUCCUCCUUCAACCCCCUGGCGGACCCUGACUUCUGUUACUAUGACAACGGUCUGCUGAAGUCGGUGAAGCUGGGAGACCUUCACAGCCACGAGUUCUUCCGGCUGCUUUCCCUCUGUCACACCGUCAUGAGUGAGGAGAAGAAUGAGGGAGAGUUGAUGUAUAAGGCCCAGUCUCCAGAUGAGGGUGCGUUGGUGACAGCAGCCAGGAACUUUGGUUUUGUGUUCCGGUCUAGAACCCCUGGUACUGUCACUGUGACAGAGCUGGGCCGACCCGUCACAUACACACUGCUGGCCAUCCUCGACUUCAACAACAUCCGCAAGAGGAUGUCCGUUAUAGUGCGUAACCCUGAGGGGAGGAUCCGUCUGUACUGUAAAGGAGCUGAUACUCUGUUGUUUGAGAGGCUCCACUCCUCCAACAAUCACCUGGUGAACAUCACAACAGAUCACCUUAAUGAGUAUGCUGGGGACGGUCUGCGGACCCUGGCCCUGGCCUACAGAGACCUGUCAGAGGAGCAGUGGGAGGAGUGGUCAGAGAGACACCGCCAAGCAGACAGAGCUACAGACUGUAGAGAGGACAGACUGGCUGACAUAUAUGAACACAUAGAACAGGACAUGAUGCUCCUGGGAGCCACAGCCAUAGAGGAUAAGCUACAGGAGGGAGUUCCUGAGACCAUCGCUAUUCUCUCUCUUGCUAACAUCAAGAUCUGGGUCCUCACGGGAGACAAACAGGAGACAGCAGUUAAUAUAGGUUACUCCUGUAAGAUGCUGACUGGUGAUAUGACUGAGGUGUUCAUCAUCAGUGGAAACACAGUGCUGAGUGUUAGAGAGGAACUCAGGAGAGCGAGGGAGAGGAUGAUAGAGUUUGCCCGUACGAGAGAGGGAGAAAAGGAGGAGGGGAUGGAAGGAUGGGGCGAGGCCUGUUCUCUGGGGAAUGGGUUUGGGGGAGACGGGGGAGGAGAUGGGAGAGAGUGGCCCUCCGUGGGGGACAAACAGCAGCAGUGUCCCCCUCCCCCUGGCCCUCCCGCCCCUCGACCCCCCUCCUCAACCACGCUAGACUCCAUAUCUGGAGAGUUCGCUCUCGUCAUCAACGGACAUAGCCUGGCCCAUGCGUUGGAGGCUGAUAUGGAGGGGGAGUUUGUGUCUACAGCGUGUGUCUGUAGAGCAGUGAUCUGCUGCAGGGUGACUCCUCUACAGAAAGCCCUGGUGGUGGAGCUCAUCAAGAAACACAAGAAAGCUGUCACCCUGGCCAUAGGAGACGGGGCUAAUGAUGUUAGCAUGAUCAAGACGGCUCAUAUAGGAGUGGGCAUCAGUGGCCAGGAAGGCAUCCAGGCAGUGCUGGCGUCUGACUACUCCUUCUCCCAGUUCCGCUUCCUCCAGCGCCUGCUGCUGGUCCACGGACGCUGGUCCUACCUCCGCAUGUGUCGCUUCCUCUGCUACUUCUUCUACAAGAACUUUGCCUUCACCAUGGUGCACUUCUGGUUUGGCUUCUUCUGUGGCUUCUCUGCCCAGACAGUAUAUGAUCAGUACUUCAUCACUCUCUAUAACAUCGUCUACACCUCUCUUCCCGUGCUGGCCAUGGGAAUAUUUGACCAGGACGUCCCAGAGCAGCGUAGUCUGGAGUAUCCUAAGCUGUAUGAGCCAGGUCAGCUUAACCUGCUGUUCAACAAGAGAGAGUUCUUCAUCUGUAUAACCCAGGGUAUCUACACUAGUGUUGUGUUGUUCUUCGUACCCUAUGCCAUCCUGUCCCACGGAACCCAGGGCACCGGGGAACCCCUCGCUGACUACCAGACCUUUGCUGUUACCACGGCCACCGCCCUGGUGAUCGUGGUCAGUGUGCAGAUUGCUCUGGACACAGGCUACUGGACGGCCAUCAACCAUUUCUUUGUGUGGGGCUCUGUGGGCUCCUUCUUCACCAUCAUGUUGGCUAUGCACAGCCAGACUCUAUUCAGCAUCUUUCCCAACCAGUUCCACUUCGUAGGCAGUGCCCAGAGCACACUGGUCCAGCCGCUGGUGUGGCUGACCAUCGUCUUGGCCACAGUGAUCUGCAUCGUUCCAGUUCUGGCUUUCCGAUUCCUCAAACUGGACCUGAAACCACAGCUCUCUGAUAUGGUGCGUUACACCCAGCUGGUGCGUCAGAAGACGAGGAAGCCAGCGGGUCGAUGCAUGGGAGGAGUCAGGGGCGGGGGCGUGCCUGAGGGUCGUCUGGGGGCGAGGGGCGGGUUCAGGAGGUCAGGAUAUGCCUUUGCCCACCAGGAGGGCUUUGGGGAGCUCAUCACCUCUGGGAAGAACAUGAGACUGUCCUCCCUGGCCCUGGCCAACUUUGCCUCCAGACACAGCUCCAGCUGGAUAGACACCCUGCGCAAAAAGAAACACUCAAAUACACAUCCCCCGCAGAACACCUCAGGAGAGAGCAGCCCGGCACCUAGCUAUGUGUCGGGAUCGGCUCCCCCCCUGUCUAAUUCAUCCUCUCUCCUGGGGGGGUCACAGGAUACUCCCCUGGAGGAGGGAACACACACGCUGCCUGUCAUACUCCCACAGGUGGCUUCUGGCCCUCCCACAAACACACCUCCAGCGUUAGCUCCAGCCCAGGUCCCCUCUGCUGACGCUCUCACUCCCACCUCUGUGAGGAGUCCUGGGGGAGACUCGGUUGGUGGCUGGAACCUUAGUCUGGGCGCUGUACAGGAUGCUCUAUUUGGUUGGAGGGGCGGCGCCUCUCGCACCAGCGGAACCAGCAGCCCGGGACCUCCCCCUGUUCCCAAGGAAACCAACCACACCGUAUGAGACGGACAGACAGAUGGACAGAUGAUAGAAAGAAGAAGGACAGGCUGUCAUAUCCCACUGGAUUCUCUUGGAAUACGUGAAGAAAUACUGCAUUUGGAAGUUUGGAAUACUGAAGGUGGUAUGUUUGGAAUGGCACUCACCCUGGGUUAGGAAGAGAUCCAAAGUGGCAGCCAUUGUAGGCGGAAGGCAUGCACACCCAUCAACACCCACUGGCAUUUGUAUGACACUGUCGUUGCAAUAGUGUUGGUACAUGUAUGUUUCCGUCUGAAAGACUACUGUGAUUAUUAUUAUUUGACCAUGCUGGUCAUUUAUGAACAUUUGAACAUCUUGGCCAUGUUCUGUUAUAAUCUCCACCCGGCACAGCCAGAAGAGGACUGGCCACCCCUCAUAGCCUGGUUCCUCUCUACGUUUCUUCCUAGGUUUUGGCCUUUCUAGGGAGUUUUUCCUAGCCACUGUGCUUCUACACCUGCAUUGCUUGCUGUUUGGAGUUUUAGGCUGGGUUUCUGUACAGCACUUUGAGAUAUCAGCUGAUGUAAGAAGGGCUAUAUAAAUACAUUUUUAUUUCAAAUCAAUUUUAUUUGAAAGACAGUGUGUGGUAGUUGUAAUAGACAUGCUCAGACUACCCACAACCCACUUCUCUGUCUUCUUCAACCAAUGAGGCAGGCUGAAAGAAGCACUUCUUCAUGCAAAGGAUGAAACCAUCUGCUGAAGAGCUUGGUACCACAGGGUUCCGGACAGAAACCCCGCUCCAACAGCACCGCUGUGGUUCAGACAUGACUAUACUAUUUAUACAAUGGAUCAUAUGUCAUAACAUCAUAUCAGAUUGGUUCAAAACAAAGUAUUGAAUUGAGUCUUUAUGACAGAAGAGAGGUUCAUUUGAUCAUCAGAAAGGUGGUGAAUUGAGUCUUUAUGACAGAAGAGAGGUUAAUUUGAUGGUCAGAAAGGUGGUGAAUUGAGUCUUUAUGACAGAAGAGAGGUUCAUUUGAUCAUCAGAAAGGUGGUGAAUUGAAUCUUUAUGACAGAAGAGAGGUUCAUUUGAUGGUCAGAAAGGUGGUGAAUUGAGUCUUUAUGACAGAAGAGAGGUUCAUUUGAUCAUCAGAAAGGUGGUGAAUUGAGUCUUUAUGACAGAAGAGAGGUUCAUUUGAUCAUCAGAAAGAUGGUGAAUUGAGUCUUUAUGACAGAAGAGAGGUUCAUUUGAUCAUCAGAAAGGUGGUGAAUUGAGUCUUUAUGACAGAAGAGAGGUUCAUUUGAUCAUCAGAAAGAUGGUGAAUUGAGUCUUUAUGACAGAAGAGAGGUUCAUUUGAUCAUCAGAAAGGUGGUGAAUUGAGUCUUUAUGACAGAAGAUAGGUUCAUUUGAUCAUCAGAAAGGUGGUGAAUUGAGUCUUUAUGACAGAAGAGAGGUUCAUUUGAUGGUCAGAAAGGUGGUGAAUUGAGUCUUUAUGACAGAAGAGAGGUUCAUUUGAUCAUCAGAAAGGUGGUGAAUUGAGUCUUUAUGACAGAAGAGAGGUUCAUUUGAUGGUCAGAAAGGUGGUGAAUUGAGUCUUUAUGACAGAAGAGAGGUUCAUUUGAUCAUCAGAAAGGUGGUGAGUUGAGAUGAAAUAGCAGAAUGCGUGUUUUUAUGAUGAGCUGCUGUUAGACAUAGUACUCCAAUACACCUGUCUGUAUCCAGCUGUUAACCAAUCAUAAACAUGUCUUUAAUAGGCCAAGUACUGCUAUCUACCUUCUCUAAUAAUGUAUGACAGCGUGUAAACCAAUGCAGUAGUGUAGAGCUGUCCCUCUAACCUGUACAGUCUGUAUGAGGAAUGUCUCUAGAACCUUAUCAGUGGUCCUGGUCUUUGUAUUCAUGAUUACAUAUUGCUGUGCCACCAUGCCCAAAGGCUUAGUCAAACCAGACAGGCUGCACCAUCCUACACUCUUAUGGGAACAUACUACUGUACAUUCUCUAUCUGUCUGCCUGACUGAAAUGUUCACAUACAUAGUCCGUCUGUUGUUUUAGCCAAUAACUUGGCAGGACACUGAGGGGUUCAGUCAGCCAACCAAUGACUGAAGAAUGCAGGAUGCUGUCCUUGCUGGAAUGUUGUAGUAUAUGUCAUCAUAAGUUCAUGGGCAGAGUUUCUGUGUUCACUAUAGUUCUCAGUGAGAAUGCCAUUUUAACCUUACAGGACACAGCAAGACUCCUCUUCGUCAUGUUCUUCUUCAUCCUCCUCCACUGCACCAUAUUGGUGACCUGCUGCUGGGCCCACAGACAGAACUACAGUUAUAUAUCUGACUCUGAGCCCCACCCGUACUGGGCUUAAGAGAGAGGAGAUGGACUUCUAACAACAACCUGGGCCUCCAUGUUGCUUUGGGGCGGACUGACUCUGAGGCGUUGUGAGAGACAAUGGACAAUAAGCCCUCUAUGGCGUCCAUGUUGCUUUGGGGCGGACUGACUCUGAGGCGUUGUGAGAGACAAUGGACAAUAAGCCCUCUAUGGCGUCCAUGUUGCUUUGGGGCGGACUGAGUGUGGGGAAAGUAUGCUAAUAUGUGCUUAUGCAGUCAGACAGGAACCUGUAGUUACCUAGAGACUGAGCUGGUCUAGGAACAGGAGAACGUGUUAAUGAACGGAGGCUUGGGAGGGAGGGAUCAGGGUUAUUAUUAUUAAGCCUUAAUAAAUCCACAGUAAUGAUGAUCAACCCAGUUCAUCCCUCUACUAGGCAUGUCAUCAUGUAACGUAUUCCUUCUAUACAGCAGGGGAAACAAACCCAGUCCUCCAGGGCCACUGGAAUGAUGCUCUCACUGUUGUACUCUACAGCAUACAGCUUCUGGUUAGAAAGAUAUAGGGUGAAACUAGGUGAGACAGCUGUUGUACUCUACAGCAUACAGCUUCUGGUUAGAAAGAUAUAGGGUGAAACUAGGUGAGACAGCUGUUGUACUCUACAGCAUACAGCUUCUGGUUAGAAAGAUAUAGGGUGAAACUAGGUGAGACAGCUGUUGUACUCUACAGCAUACAGCUUCUGGUUAGAAAGAUUAUAGGGUGAAACCAGCACAACCAGUCUCUGCUGGACCUGUCUCUCCCUGCAGUAGAGGGUUCAAACCACCUGUAAGUCAGUGCAACACAAUAUCACACUCAAUUUGUGCAAAUACGUACAAAAAGUAUUUCAGCAGAUUUUGUGUAUUUUAAUGUGGCUUAAUUUGUGUGAAAAUACAACAAAAAAAUGCUCUUA